CUUGAAGGAAAAGAAUGGUAAGGGCGGUGACCAGACUCAAUGCCUGGCUACCGCACGAAGCUUCGGCGAAAUCCGUCUGGGAUUCUCGAAAUGCCUCUCUGGACCGUUGCGUCUGGCCGCAAUCCACUCUGGACGGUAAAGCACUUAUUAAAUUAGAAGAAAGCGAGAGGAAUGAAUCGGUUCAGGCAUUUCAUCGAGCAUCUCCCGUGCAUCUAUAUAAACCCCCACCCACCACCACUCCACAUAGCCCACCCACAUCGAAGCUUAUCUGAAGAGUCCAGUUAUAAUAAUGGCGACAAAGGGGAGAAAAUUCUCUCUACGAAGUAAGGCGGAGGAAAAUGAAGAGGAGAAGGAAGAGUACAUGGACCUACUUCCGGCGAUGGCGGAGAAACUGGCGGCGGAGGAUUUUGUCUCGGAGCUGUGCGGCGGAUUCCGCCUUCUAUCCGAUGCGGAUCGGGGGGCGAUCACGGCGGAUAGUCUCCGGAGGAACGCGGCGAGGCUUGGAAUGGCGGGAAUGACGAUGGAGGAGGCGGAGGCGAUGGUGCGGGAGGGUGAUCUGAACGGCGAUGGAGUUCUUAACCAGACCGAGUUCUGCAUCCUCAUGGUUCGGCUUAGUCCUGGUAUGAUGGAGAACGCUGAGGCGUGGCUUGAGAAGGCUAUUGCUCGGGAACUCCUGCUCCGCAAUUAAGGUGCCGCCGUUCAUCAUGAUCUUCUUAUCUCCUGAUUUAAAUCCCUGUAAACUCUGUUCUUAUCAAUAAUGGAGUUGUGAUUUUGAACCACUUACUUGGAUCCCUAUGGAUCUGAAGAGCAAUUGUUUUCUUUGUUUUUUCUUGAAAAAUCUGUUGGAAUUUGUCUGUAAGUUUUUAUUCCCGCGAAAGCGGGGAAGAAAGAGUUAGAAAAUCGUAAUGGAAUUAUAAAAGUUCGUGUCUGGAUAAAUAAAGAAGGAAUUAAUUCUUCU
Phalaenopsis equestris is the source of this 958-nucleotide messenger RNA. RefSeq names its product calcium-binding protein KIC-like. The transcript has a single exon. Lineage: Eukaryota; Viridiplantae; Streptophyta; Magnoliopsida; Asparagales; Orchidaceae. The coding region runs from base 290 to 688 and encodes 132 amino acids. The record is from RefSeq and is a predicted model, not a curated record. Gene Ontology annotation, molecular function: calcium ion binding.